GGCGGCGCGGGCGAAGGCGGCGACCCAGACAUCUGGGACUGUUGUUGUUCUCUCGCCUCACGCCCGCCUCGGUUCCAGCGAGCGGAGAUCCGGAGCGGGGCUGCCGGGAGGCGGGCGGUCGUCUCCGCCCUCCCUCUCGGGUCUCCCGAAGCUGCGGCAGGGGCUGGCGCUCGCCGACCGCCUCGCGGCUCGCCUCCGAUGCCCGUCGGCAGGGCGGGGUCGUCUGGACCCUGGUGAGCGCACCCCGAGCCCCCCGCCUCGGUGUCUUCGCCCGCCCCUCGGGCCCGCACACCCGCGUGUCUGCCAUGGCUGAGAACGCAGAAGAUGACCUGAACUCUAAUCUGCUCCACGGCCCCUACCUCACCGGGGACCCGCAGCUUGACACGGCCGUCGGGCAGUGGCUGCGUUGGGACAAGAAUCCCAAAACAAAAGAGCAGAUUGAAAAUCUCUUGCGGAAUGGGAUGAACAAGGAAUUGCGUGAUCGUCUUUGUUGCCGGAUGACUUUUGGGACUGCAGGCCUUCGAUCUGCCAUGGGGGCAGGAUUUUGCUAUAUUAAUGACCUUACAGUAAUACAGUCAACACAGGGGAUGUACAAAUACCUGGAGAGAUGUUUUUCAGACUUCAAACAGAGAGGUUUUGUUGUUGGCUAUGACACUCGGGGUCAAGUAACUAGCAGCUGCAGCAGCCAGAGGCUCGCUAAACUCACUGCUGCAGUGUUGCUGGCUAAGGAUGUUCCUGUUUACCUUUUUUCAAGAUACGUGCCUACACCUUUCGUCCCAUAUGCAGUCCAGGAGCUCAAAGCAGUCGCAGGAGUGAUGAUUACUGCAUCUCACAACCGCAAAGAGGACAAUGGAUACAAAGUUUAUUGGGAGACUGGUGCUCAAAUCACAUCUCCACAUGAUAAAGAAAUUCUGAAAUGUAUAGAAGAGUGUGUGGAACCCUGGAAUGGUUCUUGGAAUGAUAAUUUAGUGGACACCAGCCCACUGAAGAAAGAUCCUCUGCAGGACAUUUGCAAGAAAUACAUGGAAGAUCUGAAAAAGAUCUGUUUUCACAGGGACUUAAAUUCAAAGACCACCUUGAAAUUUGUACAUACCUCCUUUCAUGGAGUUGGACAUGACUACGUGCAGUUGGCUUUUCAAGCAUUUGGUUUUAAGCCUCCAAUUCCAGUUCCAGAACAGAAAGAUCCAGACCCAGACUUUUCUACUGUUAAAUGCCCAAACCCUGAGGAAGGAGAAUCUGUGCUGGAACUGUCCCUGAGACUGGCAGAGAAAGAAAAUGCCCGGAUAGUGCUAGCCACAGAUCCUGAUGCAGACCGGCUGGCAGUCGCAGAACGUCAGGAGAACGGUCACUGGAAAGUUUUCACGGGAAAUGAGUUGGCGGCUUUGUUUGGGUGGUGGAUGUUUGAUUGCUGGAAGCAGAACAAAUCAAAUGCUGAUGUGAAGAAUGUUUACAUGCUAGCCACCACUGUCUCUUCUAAAAUUUUAAAGGCAAUUGCACUUAAAGAAGGAUUUCAUUUUGAAGAAACUUUACCAGGCUUUAAAUGGAUUGGAAGUAGGAUAAAAGACCUCCUAGGGCAUGGAAAGGAAGUUCUUUUUGCAUUUGAAGAGUCUAUUGGCUUUCUGUGUGGAACCUCUGUGUUGGAUAAAGAUGGAGUGAGUGCAGCUGUUGUUGUUGCUGAAAUGGCCUCUUUCCUGGAAACCAGGAAGGUAACACUGACGGAGCAACUGAUGAAAGUUUAUGAGAAAUACGGUUAUCACAUGUCAAAAACUUCCUAUUUCUUGUGCUAUGAUCCACCUACCAUCAAAACUAUAUUUGAAAGGAUUCGCAAUUUUGAGUCUCCAAAGGAAUAUCCAAAGUUUUGUGGGGCAUUUGCUAUCUUGCAUGUGCGGGAUAUAACCACUGGGUAUGACAGCAGCCAGCCCAAUAAGAAAUCAGUACUGCCUGUGAGUAAAAACAGCCAAAUGAUUACAUUCACUUUUCAAAAUGGCUGUGUUGCUACUCUUCGAACAAGUGGGACAGAACCAAAGAUAAAGUAUUAUGCAGAGAUGUGUGCAUCACCUGGCCAGAGUGACACUACCUUACUGGAAGAAGAAUUAAAGAAGCUCAUUGAUGCUCUGAUAGAGAAUUUUCUUGAGCCCAGUAAGAAUGGACUGAUCUGGCGUUCUGUGUAGGGCAUAUCAGUAUGUUACCACUUCGCCUUGGCAUAUGGAAUGAAACAUCCAAGAACUCGAUACAGUGAACCUUGUGUUGAAAUUCUCUCAUCUGCCAAGUUAUCUUUUCCCUUUUCUUUCCUGUGUUCAGCUAAAUAGAUUAUAUACAUUUGAAAUGAAAAUGUUUGGAGGGAUAUGUGUCAAAUAUUUUCAUGAUCUUAAAUGACAGUCAUUACAUUGAAAGUGUUCCAGUGGCACGCCAUUUCUCCCAUAUUACAAACAAUCCAAAAGUGAGUUUUCUUAUUGAACUGUGGCUAAGCUUAGUUACAUAUCUUGUCAUUGUGUAUAGCAUGGUUUAAAAGAAGUUAAACAUUAUAUAACUGUAGGGUUAGUUAAGGAAAUUAUUUCUUAAAGUUGUAUGUGUGGCUGGGGGUACUGUUCCUGACUAGUGUGGAAAAGUGUUGUUGUUAUGUUGUAGGUAUUGAUUUUUCAAAUUAGAAACCCAGCUUGGUGGCACAUUCCUGUAUUUACAGCCCUCAGGAAGCUGAGACAGGAGAAUCAUUAGUUAAUUUAUAGCCAGCUUGGGCUGCAUAGUAAGACUCUGUCUCAAAAAAAAAAAAAAAUGUUUCUAGGUUAUUUAGAUUUUCUGAUUUAGGACAGAUGUUACAGUCUGUGGUGUUUGCACCUCGUUUUGGGUGCCCUUGGUGUGGUGUAUAUUUACCGUAUGUAUUUAAGACUGAUGUUUACUGAACAUAAAACAAUAGUGGCAGCACUCCUAGUGGUUUUGUUCUUGUCCAAUUUUUCAAUCCAUUCUCAGGGUCUAGCAUGAACUGAAAUGAUAUUCCUGCAUUGAAUAUAAUUUCAUCAGUCCAUUUUCAGAUAGUUAAGGAAAAUCUUCUAACCUAUAUAGGUGCUUUCUCUAUAGAAAACAGAUUUGUCAGCUCUAAAAAUGGUUGUAGAAAAAGAUCUUAAUAAAAUCUGGCUUGAUGUAACUGUAAUUGAGUCUUCAUGCUAGGAUUCAGAUAUUAUAAACUAUAAGAGAAAAUAAUCUGUACUGUGGAAUGAGUAUGAAAUUUAUUUGACAGUCUUUGAAUUUACAUUUUUACAAUUAUAUUUAUUUUAUCUGAUAAAGUAAUGCUAACUUUAUUAAGAAAUGAAACAUCAAGAUUUAAAUAUUUUCCAAAGCUAUACCACCUUGAUUCAAUACCCAGCCUCAUUUUACCUCAGAAGCUAUACAAGGCUAAGUUUGGUUGGUGCUUGGGUAGGAAGUUUGAAACACUGAAACUGAUGUUUAAAACUAAGAAUUUAUUUAAUGUAUUGCUGACUUUGGAAUUUCUGAUCAUAAAUAUCAUAAAUAUUCUUCAUUUUUUAUCAAUAUGAAAAUAGUUUUCAGGAAAGUCAUUUAUGGUUGAUUCUCUAGCCUUCUGAAAAGCCCUAAUAGAGAAAUAUUGUCUAAGCUUUUCAAAUUGUAUAUUUCUCUACAUAGUUUACAGAAUACACAGUAUAGUUAGGAUAACAGUUACGAGGCCUUGGGGUAUAAGCAUUUAAGAAAAGUUGCCUAUAGAAGACAGCACUGAUGUUAGAUAAUUUAUUUCCUAAAACUAAUAAUAUAAAGCCUAAACUGAUUAGAAUGUUUAUUAAAUCAUAGUUUGGUUUGGUGGAGCUUUCAGCUAAUUUUGGUUGAGCUCAUAUAAUCCAAACACAGUUUUUAUAUUGUUGCCACUAUUGCUAUGUUCCUUCUCUGCUGUCUCAGAGCAGGGUCCUGUAUUAUGGCUGUAGAUGAUAGAUAGUUAAUAUACAGUGCCAUUUUUCUGUAUGAGUUUACGUUAAAGGCUUUGCACUAGAGAAGUGGUGUAUAGAAUUUUUGUUUUGUUUUUAAAUGUAUAAAACAUUUUAUUGGCUUUUAGGAGUGUAAAUUUAGGAAAUGGCAUGUAUUCAACAAAGUGGCAUAAUCAAAGCUGUAUAUGGAAAAAAAUGCAUAUUCGGUUUUAGUGUCUGUGUCCCAGUGGCCCAAGAACAAAAUGAAACUGAAGUGAUGUGACAGCCUACUUAUAACCAAAAAAAAAAAAAAAAAAAAAAAAAA
This is a messenger RNA of Psammomys obesus (fat sand rat), 4233 nucleotides long. RefSeq names its product phosphoglucomutase 2 like 1 (gene Pgm2l1). Gene Ontology annotation, biological process: carbohydrate metabolic process. Gene Ontology annotation, molecular function: glucose-1,6-bisphosphate synthase activity; intramolecular phosphotransferase activity. The record is from RefSeq and is a predicted model, not a curated record. The transcript has 14 exons. The coding region runs from base 306 to 2171 and encodes 621 amino acids. Lineage: Eukaryota; Metazoa; Chordata; Mammalia; Rodentia; Muridae.